UAACUUUCAAUGCAUCCAUAGGACUUUGAUAUUAAAUAACUUGAAGAAUUAUAAAUCUAUAGUUUUCUCAGAUAAAAUGUAUGAAAUAACCCCUCGGGAUUCGGACAGAAUAUUUUCUGCGAUGAUUUUUUUUGUCUUUUUCCUGUCCUGUAUUUUGCUACUAACUUAUAUCAGGCGUCGACGAGUAGAAGAGUUUAAAAAGGCGUGCAAACAAGGAAGCUUAAACACUAUUCAACAAAUGAUGAACAAUCAUAUCUCAGUAAAUACUAUACUCGGGAUUACUGGUGAAGAAAUUAGCGUUGGUUUAAUGUGGGCCUGCAGUCUGGGACACGUCAAGAUAAUUGAGAGACUACUGAAGGAAGAAAAAAUCUAUGAAAACCGGUUUUCUCUCGCAAGUGCUUUCAUGUGCGCCUGCAAGCGCGGCAAUGUUGAGGUGGUUGAGUUACUGAUAAAAGAGCCCCGAAUACCUAUUGAUAUUGUAAACAAAAAUGGUGCAACACCGGAACAGAUAACUAGAGUUCCUGAGAUCAAAAGCAUGGUUCGAUCAGAGCACUGGCGAAGAAUACAAGAGGAGAUUAAUUUAAUCUCUGAUGAUAUUCAGCUUACUGUGCAGAAUAUCAGAACAAUCAAGAAUAGAGAGGAAAAUAGUGUUUUCUUAGAGGCGGUUGAAUUAAAGAUGAAAGAAUUAAGACUAAAGACGGAGGUUCUUGAGACGGCGGAGAGAACGGAGCUGGACCGAUUACUCGCCAGGUUUAAGGCGGAGCAGUGCCGAAUACAGUCAAGAUAUGAUGAGGAGAGCCGAGGAAUUAAACUCAAUAUACAAGAUGACAUUCUCAAACUUAAAGCUUUAAUGUAAUUUACAAAAUAAAAAAAAGAAUUAUAAACCUGGCCAAAAAUAGAACAAAACAGCAGUUAAUACAAAUUUAGAUUUAAAAUGUGUAGAUAUUUAUAUCAAAUAUUGAAUGUUAGAAAAUAAAAAUUGAUUCUAA
This is a messenger RNA of Eurytemora carolleeae, 989 nucleotides long. RefSeq lists its product as uncharacterized. The transcript has 9 exons. Gene Ontology annotation, molecular function: protein binding. NCBI's taxonomy places the organism in Eukaryota, Metazoa, Arthropoda, Copepoda, Calanoida, Temoridae. The record is from RefSeq and is a predicted model, not a curated record. Bases 77 to 856 code for a protein of 259 amino acids.